AAGUCCCACACGAUUUCUUCCGCCCGUUUCUUUCCUCUUCCUGCAGAGAUCUUCCCGAAGUGGAGGCGGGGGAUGCACACGGGGACCUCGCGGGCCUUCGCGACCCCUGACCCCGGCAUGAGCUCGUCGCGCCCCGAGGGCCCCUGUGGCGGAAUGCUCGGAGGGGCGCAAGACGAGAAGUUGGGCGGCGUGAUGGGUGACGAGACCGACGGUCACGAUGGGGACACAGAUGAUGAUGAGAGGCAAGGAGGAGGAGACGAAGACUCGGACCACGACAGCAUCUCCCACGUCGUCCUGGGGACAAAACGAAAGCGCGCUCCGCCCCUGCACUCCAGCAGUUCCUCGGACACGGAGCACAAUUUGUUCAUCACGCAGCUGCCGGUGUCGAGGAAGAGAGCGUCCCCACACGAACUCGGAGAGGGGAGCUCCAGUGCGUCACAUGAGGAGGGCGUCUGCGGCACCGGCGACGCGGAUGGGGCAUCUACUGAGGAGGAGGCCCCACCUAAGAAACUGAAGAGACAGGAGGAGGAGCUGCAUCAUCGCUAUCAGAACAAGAGCCGUACCGCAAAGGGGCCAAAACAGUGCGGACCACGCCCAUCCUCUCCCAAGGCUCGGCGUCUGCCUCCGCCUCUCAUCGAACAAUACCAGGGGGCGGCCGUCUGGGGGCUGCUCGCCUGCAGCAAACAGCUGAAGCAGCAGCACUGGAGCAAGUACAUCCAGCAGAUAUGCAACGUACCGCGCGCGAGGACCCUCUCCGAGAGCGAAGAUAAUAUCUUUCUGGCCAACUCCUUCGAGGCCUUAGUCGAGGACAUGGAUGAAAAUGUCGGGGAAGAGAUGUGCGGUGAAGGUGGAGUGGAUGGCACUGAUCGGGUGGAGAUCAGAGUGGUGGUGCGUCCAAUAUCACCACAGCAUCCAGCGCGGGACCCCAACUCGUUUAUACUGAACGUUGUCUCGGAUGCGAAGCCGGCUCUGAGCACAAAGUCUCAAGCCAAGACCGUGACUGCAUCGCAGACGGGCAGAGCAAAGCCCAACAAGAAGAGGAAAAGGCCAAGGGAGAAACGGAAGCAAAAAACCUGAGGAAAUAAUUGAAGCAAAUCAAAAAUAGAACUCUGCACAAUGAGAUCCUAUCCUCAUAAUCUAGAUUACAGUGUUAGUUUCGUCUAUAUAUUUCCCAAAGAAUGUGCCAGAUCUUGGAAGCUAACAAGGUUGAACCCAAAUGGUGCAUAGAUGGGCGACUACCAUGCAUAGCCGGUAUUGUAAGCGAUGGGUUAUGUUGUGGGAAACAGAAGUCAUUGAGGCUAAAUCCAUUGUAUUUCCAUGCUGCCGUGUUUAUGCUCAUUCUAGAUUUGAAGUUUUCGUGACUGCAAGGAUCCAUACUCUUUGGUUCUUUCGGUAAAGUCACGUAGGUGAAAAAAUAAAUAAAAAUGUAUAAAAUAAAACAUUUCAAUAAAUCAAUCACGACGUUUUGAUUCCAACACAAGCAAUCAUCAUCAGGUGUGACAACCACAGCAAGGAUUUUUUUUUUACUGAAGUGGGAGAGAGACCACCAGGGUUAUGGCAGUUAAAUAAGUCAGAGAGGGGGAGGAGGGUAGGGUUUUACGCUCCCCACUUUUGCCAACCCGCAGUGGCCAACGUGGCAAUGGUAAAACAUCUCCCACGACCAGCACGGCACGGGGAAGCCCUCAUCCGGCAGCUAAUUGAGACACGGAUGAAUGUGCAUAUAUUUAAAUAUAAUUUCUGGGAAUAUUUUAUUUGUUUUAGUUUAUUUUUAUAUUUUUCUCACUCAGAGUGAAAUAAUCUCUGAAUGUUUGACUGACUGACAUGCUUGCACAAGGAAUUCAUAACUGGUUUGUCUUUACUUGAGAAUGGUUGAGUAAUUUACAUUGUAAAGCUGUGCAUCUCUUUUGCAACCAUGUUUUCAUAUUAUUCUCCACACAGUAAAGUAAAAUAUAUUUCA
Petromyzon marinus (sea lamprey) is the source of this 1957-nucleotide messenger RNA. RefSeq lists its product as uncharacterized. The record is from RefSeq and is a predicted model, not a curated record. NCBI's taxonomy places the organism in Eukaryota, Metazoa, Chordata, Hyperoartia, Petromyzontiformes, Petromyzontidae.